AUGUUAUCAUGUCGUCGUUUAAUUUCCUCGUAUUCACAUUUUCCUUCUCAUUCAAUUGCAUCGUUAUUAAUAACACGCCAUAGCUCAUCAUCAACAUCAUCGGAUGAUCUAUCAAAAUUUCUUCAAGAACAAUCAUUUGCUUUUGAAAAGAAACCAACAUCAACGAUUGCAUUCGAAACAUUUGUUCAAACACCAGCUGAAUUUGUUGCUAAUAGUCUUGUAUACAUACAUGAUAAUUUAUCAUUACCAUGGUGGGCAACAAUAGCAUUAACAACAGUUGCUUUUCGUACUAUUGUUGGUGCUUCAAUAACGAUAACACAACAACGUUUUAUUGAACGUCUACAAACUGUUCGACGUCAUGUUUCAAGUGAAUUAGAACCACGAAUAAAAAUAUUAAAUAUGCAAGCUAUGAAAGGAAAAACAGCAACUGUACUUGCAGAACAAAAACAUCUUAGACGAGAAGCAGUUCAAUUAACAAAACAAAGUUAUGUUGAACAUAACGUUCAUCCAGGUAAACUACUUAUUCUGGGAUUAUUUGGUUCGGUUCCAUGGCUUUAUGUUACAUUUGCUAUUCGUAUGAUUUGUAUGUCACCCAUCGUUUUACCCACUAUGUCCCAAGAAGGUGCUCUAUGGUUUCAAAAUUUAACAGAAGCUGAUCCAUAUGGUCUCUUACCGAUAUGCUUUCUUAUACCUAGUCUUAUAGGAAUUACUUUUAAUUCGAUAGAAAAACCAGGUUCACCAGUCAAUUCACGAGUUUUAUCCGCCGCUCGAAUACAACGUGGAUUCACUCGAUUAGUCGUUAUUGGUUUCUCUUUAAUUGCUGUUAAAUUACCAUCUGGUAUUGUUCUAUUUUGGGCAUUGAAUAGUUUAUUACAAUUGAUUCAAACACUUGUUUUUGAAUUACCACGCAUACGAAAUACAUUAGGUCUUCAACCAUCUCGAUUUGGAUCACAUCCUAUUCAACUUCGAUGGGAUUUAUGGAAAAAUAAAUGGUCACUUUUUUUUCGAACACUCAAAUGGUAUUCGAAAUUAUAA
This is a messenger RNA of Adineta steineri, 1035 nucleotides long. The record is from the annotation of a GenBank genome assembly. NCBI's taxonomy places the organism in Eukaryota, Metazoa, Rotifera, Eurotatoria, Adinetida, Adinetidae.